AUGUUCUCAACGCUGUCAGAUUCCGAUGGUGAAGCGAAUCAGAACGUUGAGCACUCCACAGCCUCAACAAACUCUGAGAGUCUCCCUCUAGCUAUAUCAGAAUAUGCGAAGCGCUUGCUAUCGCCUCUCAGGUUCAGUGACGAUGAAGUGCAGAAGAAAGUGCUUUCAUUUUACGUAGAAGACCUCCGAAUUUUCGAGCACUUUGGAAAUCUACGGGCUCAUAUUCUCCUGGGGGCCGGUGAUUUUGCGACCAUUCUAGUAGAGCAAAUCGAUGCGGCAUCUCGACUCUCAGAAGAAGAUGAGAGCUAUAUCGAACGAAGAACGCACGCUGCUUUGACGUUUUAUGGGAGUGCCGGACCUGGAAUUAGAUCACUGCGGGAUCAAGUGCAUCUAAACCGUUGCCUUCGCAUGGCUCUAAACCUCUACAGCAAAGAUGCCAAAGCACACACCAACUGUUUGUCCCUAGACGCUGUCGAAGACGAGGGAUCAAGAAAGGUUUCGUUGUGGGGAACAGCCGUAGAAGUCCAAUACAACGUGGACUAUCCACUGGAUUUGCUUUUUUCACAGAAAGUACUUGCUAUGUACUCCAAGAUUUUCAACUUACUGUUAAGGAUACUUCGGGCAAAGCGGAGUCUUCGCUCACUUUUCAUGACAUCAAGGAGAAAUAGCGCCCUACGAAGAAGUCCCCACGCGAGGUUUUCAUCAGACAAAAAAGUCGGAUCAGCCCUAUGGGACUUUUGCUGGCAAGCAGAACAUUUCGUCAGCGUCUUCGGUGGCUUUCAAACGGAGCAGGUGUUGGGGUCCACUUGGACCGCAUUUCAAACGUCAUGGGACACAGCUAGAACUAUCUGGGAACUCAAAGAUUCUCAUGUUCAAUACCUUAACGACUGCACGCACAGAUGUCUAUUAGAGAGCCGUCAUAAGAGUAUCUUGGGGGUCAUGACCGAGGGCUUUGACAUUGUCAUUAACGUCGAGAAGCAACUCUCAAUCACCAUCGAGGACUGUACAGGGAUGGGCAGGAACUCGGGAGAUGUUUUCUUCGAUCUUCUCAAGUCGUCUUCUGUGAGUCUGCGGCGACGAAUUGUGUUUCUUAGGGAUGCACUGCAGCGGCUGUUCGAUGACGGCCCUCAUCCACAUCUACAUGACUUGUUAACCUCCUUGGGAUUUGGAAAAGAAUCAAGUCCUUGGUAAUAAUCUCUGGAUUCUGGUUUCCGGUUUGUUCACCAGAGUCCUGUGUGGAUUACAGUAACCUUAUUGUGAGUUUUGAUUUGUCUAUACCGUAACAUACGUUGAGGACUGCAGUAUUUAUUUCCAUGAGCGAUUGACACGGUCCGCCUACAUACUGUAGUAGAGAGAAAAACAUCCGUUAGCCCCGAAAUACAUAUAUCUGAUACAGCAUGUGCAUCUGUCGGUGCAG
Chondrus crispus (carragheen) is the source of this 1417-nucleotide messenger RNA. RefSeq lists its product as hypothetical. Gene Ontology annotation, molecular function: gamma-tubulin binding; microtubule minus-end binding. NCBI's taxonomy places the organism in Eukaryota, Rhodophyta, Florideophyceae, Gigartinales, Gigartinaceae. Gene Ontology annotation, cellular component: spindle pole; gamma-tubulin complex; centrosome. The transcript is spliced from 2 exons. Bases 1 to 1191 code for a protein of 396 amino acids. Gene Ontology annotation, biological process: meiotic cell cycle; microtubule nucleation; mitotic cell cycle. The record is from RefSeq and is a predicted model, not a curated record.